UUUGAACUGGCAGCAUCAGUUAUGCAAGAAUCCCAGGCCAAACCCAGACAUUAAGACUUUAUUCCAGGACCAUACCUGUACGCCUGCUAAUGGUCCCCUUGCAUCCACACCUGUCAAUCUUCCUGUUGCUGCAGUUGCAAAACCUGCCGCUUAUACUUCACUUGGAGCUCAUGGACCCUUUCCGCCUGCUGCAGCUGCGGCUAAUGCUAAUGCGUUAGCAGGUUGGAUGGCCAAUGCCUCCGCCUCUUCAUCUGUCCAAGCCGCUGUUGUUACUGCAUCAUCCAUUCCUGUUCCACAGAAUCAAGUUUCAAUCUUGAAACGCCCAAGAACUCCUCCAGCUGCGCCAGGUAUGGUUGAUUACCAAAGUCCUGACCAUGAACAACUGAUGAAACGACUUCGGCCAGCUCAAUCUGUUGAGGAGGUGACAUGGAAUAUCUUCUCUAGAUCUCCUGUUUUGCAA
This is a messenger RNA of Morus notabilis, 460 nucleotides long. RefSeq names its product topless-related protein 3-like. The annotation marks the transcript as partial. The transcript is spliced from 3 exons. Gene Ontology annotation, biological process: regulation of DNA-templated transcription. Lineage: Eukaryota; Viridiplantae; Streptophyta; Magnoliopsida; Rosales; Moraceae. The record is from RefSeq and is a predicted model, not a curated record.